AUGGCAUCUCAAGUGUUGCUCUCCCUGCUUCUGCUGCUGUCCCAUCUUCCCUGUGAGACUCUGUUGAACAAAUGUCCAUUCAGUGUGAUAACUGAGAGGACAUACAAGGGCAAUUUCUACAAGCCAGGAGACUACCUGAUCGGUGGGAUCAUAUCUACAUCUAAUGCUGCCUUUCAACCACAUGAAUUCUUAAUGCCUCCAAGCCAUGAAUUCAAAAGUUUCAUGAAUCUGCGCUCCAGCCACAUCUUGCCUUUCUUGUUUGCCAUUCAUGAGAUCAACCAGAGUCCGAGGCUGCUCCACAAUAUCUCCCUGGGCUACAGCAUCUAUGAGAACUAUUUCAACGCCCGAAUGAUGUACGAGGCCAUGAUGGACUUUCUGUCUAUGGGGCAGGAGAACACCCCAAACUACAGUUGUGGAAGAAGAACAAAUGUCUUGGCGUUUCUUGAAGGGACCGAUUCUGAGCUCUUUCAUCAUAUUUCAGCCAUGCUGAGCAUCUACAAAAUCCCACAGAUCAGCUACGGUGUUAUCAGCCACAUUCCUGAGCGUAAACAGCAUUUUCCUUUUUUCUACCGGCUGAGUCCAAAACAAGAACCUCCUCACUUGGCGAUAGUCAAGCUGCUGCUGCAUUUCCGAUGGACAUGGAUCGGCCUCUUUGCUCCGGACAAUGAAAACGGGGAAAAGUUCAGGAGAACCUUUGUGCCACUAGCCACCAAGAAAGGAUGCUGCCUCUUCUGCCCGACUGAGGAGGAGGAGGAGGCGGGUUGGAGACCAUCGGACACCCCAGGUGCUACAGCCGUGGCAGUCUUUCCCAACAAGUCUUCUGCUGGAGUAAAAGUCGGGCGAGUAGAAAGAGGGGCCUCUUCAGAAGUCAGCCUCUCUAUCAACCAAAGUGCCAUCAUGUGGCCAACAUCAUUCAGUCAGAAGGCGCCUCUGUCCAGGUGCUCGGACAGCUGUCCUCCAGGAUACACCAAGCUCAAAAGGGAAGGCGCCCCAGACUGCUGCUACGACUGUGCUCCGUGCAUGGAAGGAACGAUCGCCAGGCAAGAAGAUACAGACAGUUGCAGCCAAUGUCCAGAUGACCAGCAUUCAAAUAAGAAGCGAGAUCAAUGUGUCCCAAAAGUUGUAAGCUUCCUAUCCUAUGAAGAAAUGAUGGGUCUCAUCUUGGCUCUCAUUGCCCUUGCUUCUUCCCUAACCACCAGCUUGGUUCUGGGCAUCUUCAUUAAAUUCCGAGAAACCCCCAUCGUCAAAGCCAACAACCGGGACCUCACCUACAUUCUCCUGGUCUCCCUCCUCCUUUCCUUCUUGACCUGCCUUCUAUUCAUUGGUCGCCCCCGGAAACUGACCUGCCUUCUUCGACAGACCACCUUCAGUGUUGUGUUCUCAGUUGCUGUGUCUUCCUUGCUGGCCAAGACCAUGAUGGUGGUGGUGGCCUUUCUGGCCACAAAACCAGGCAGCAGGAUGAGGAAAUGGCUAGGGAAGAGUCUGGCCUACUCCAUUGUCUUGUCCUGGUCUGGGGCCCAGGUGGGCAUCUGCAUGAUAUGGCUGGGAAUCUCUCCCCCAUUCCCAGACACUGACAUGCAUUCCCAAGCAGGACACAUCGUGCUGCAGUGCAAUGAAGGCUCAGUUACCAUGUUCUAUUCUGCACUGGGCUAUAUGGGCUUUCUGGCUGCCAUCUGCUUCUUGGUGGCUUUCCUUGCCAGAAAGCUGCCUGGAUGCUUCAAUGAAGCCAAGUGGAUCACCUUCAGCAUGCUUGUUUUCUGCAGUGUUUGGCUCUCCUUUGUCCCCACCUACCUGAGCACUAAGGGGAAAUACAUGGUGGCUGUGCAGAUCUUCUCCAUCCUGGCCUCCAGCCUGGGCUUACUGGGCUGCAUCUUUGUCCCCAAAUGCUACAUCAUUAUUCUGAGACCAAACAUGAACACAAAGGAACAUUUAAUGAUGUAA
Molecule: messenger RNA, 1941 nt
Organism: Candoia aspera
Lineage: Eukaryota; Metazoa; Chordata; Lepidosauria; Squamata; Candoiidae
Product: vomeronasal type-2 receptor 26-like
Exons: 7
Coding region: 1-1941 (646 amino acids)
Biological process (GO): G protein-coupled receptor signaling pathway
Cellular component (GO): plasma membrane
Molecular function (GO): G protein-coupled receptor activity
Source: RefSeq, a predicted model, not a curated record